Molecule: messenger RNA, 3484 nt
Organism: Scomber japonicus (chub mackerel)
Lineage: Eukaryota; Metazoa; Chordata; Actinopteri; Scombriformes; Scombridae
Gene: itga4
Product: integrin alpha 4
Exons: 29
Coding region: 47-3157 (1036 amino acids)
Biological process (GO): cell-matrix adhesion; cell-cell adhesion; cell adhesion mediated by integrin
Cellular component (GO): external side of plasma membrane; integrin complex
Molecular function (GO): integrin binding
Source: RefSeq, a predicted model, not a curated record
GCUGUCUGACCCGGGAUAUGAGCAGCCUGACCGUUUGUCCUCAGAGAUGAAUCCCUUAGCAUGGCAGCGCUGCAGCCUGGGCCUGAUGAUCCUGCUGGUUCUGGUUCAGGUCCUGGUUCUGCUCUAUCCUGUUGAAGGAUACAAUCUGGAUCAGGAGCACAGUCUGGUGUUCAAUGGCCCCAAGUCCUCUAUGUUUGGAUACUCAGUCCUGCUGUACCAUUCUGGAUCUCACAGCUGGUUGGUGGUUGGCGCUCCGGUAGGAAACUCAUCUUUUCCUCCUCCUGCAGUAUCUCCGGGAGCUCUUUACCGCUGCAGGGUCAGCGCUACUCCCAGCAGCUGUGAGCAAAUGUAUGCUGAUGUGGGGAGUUGUGGGAAGACGUGUCAAGCAGAGAGUGAUAACCAAUGGCUGGGAGUCAGUCUGUCCAGACAACCUCGAAACAAAGGAGGAGACAUCCUGGCCUGUGCUCACCGUUGGAAGAACGUCUACCACUCAAAGAAAGACAGUACGAACAACAAGCUGCCCAAUGGAAUCUGUUAUCGCUUCAGUGACGUCAUGGCAUAUCCCCAGCCAUUUCUCCCCUGCUACAGAGACCACCAGAGGAGGUUUGGGGAGGAUUAUGGGUCAUGUCAGGCUGGUAUUUCCAACUUCCUGACAGAGGAUCUGAUCAUCACUGGGGCUCCAGGGACGUCUUAUUGGACUGGAUCAGUUGUGGUCUACAACAAGACCAGCUCAGUACUGUCAUCGUAUCUGGACUUAGACACUGGAGUGGUCAGCUUUGGAAGCUACCUGGGUUAUUCUGUUGGAGCCGGUCACUUCCUGAGUCCUUCUUCUACGGAGGUGGUGGGUGGAGCUCCGCAAUACAACCAGAAGGGCAAGGUAUUCAUCUUCUCAGCAGAAAAAGCCCUGCUGCAGGUUGUGUCUUCAGUGUCGGGGAAAGAGCUGGGCUCUUACUUUGGCUCCAGUGUGUGUGUGGUGGAUCUGAAUGCUGAUGGUCUGUCAGAUCUGUUGGUUGGCGCUCCCUUGGCAGUGGGUGCCGCCAGGGAUGAGGGACGAGUCCACGUGUACAUCAACCAGGGGGAGGCGAAGCUGUUGGAGGCCGAGUUUCACCUGACUGGCAGCAACGCUUACGCUGCCCGGUUCGGAGAGACCAUCACUGACCUGGGAGACCUGGACGAUGACGGUUACCCUGAUGUGGCGAUUGGUGCACCACAUGAAGACGAUCUAAAAGGAGCCAUCUACAUCUACAACGGCAGACAGGAGGGAAUCUCACCAACUCCGUCUCAGAGGAUUACUGGAUCCAUCCUGGGUCACCGCCUCAACAUGUUCGGCCAGUCACUGAACUCUGGCAUUGACAUUGAUAAUAAUGGCUACCAAGAUGUGGCAGUUGGUGCAUUCCUCUCGGACUCCGCUGUAAUUCUCAGGACUCGUCCGGUGAUUCGGGUGGAGGCGACUCUGACUCUGCCGGAGCAGAUUGAUCAGCAGCUGGCACUGUGCAGACAACACCACACUCCAACCGUCUGCUUCAACGUUACUGUCUGCUUCUCUGUUAGCUCCAGACAGUACAAAGGAGCUAUAGAUCUUAAUUAUAAUUUGACCUCUGACCUCCACCAUAAGCCAUUCUUCCCUCAUCGUUUCUAUUUCCAUGGUAACGGGACAUCCAAUAUCACAAGGGGUCAUGUGAGAGCACGAAAUGGCCAGAUCACUUGUACAACACACAGAGUUUUCCAAAGGAAAGACGUGAGGGACAUUUAUACUCCUGUGUGGUUUGAGGUUUCCUACGGCCUCAAAGAAACACGCACCAACAGAACCAGUGCCAAAGCCUUCCCUCCAUUAAAACCCAUUCUUCAGCAGAGAGCAGGACACCGGAACGCCGUCAGCAACCUUCCGUCCUUCUUUCAGACGCAGUUUGCUCGGUCCUGUUCUCAAGUUAACUGCUCCACUAACAUGCAGCUGUCAGCUCAGAUAGUGCUGCCACAGCAGCUACAGUACUAUGCUCUGGGCUCUGGACGCACUAUGAUGUUGAACGCCUCACUGCUGAACUCUGGAGAUGACGCCUUCCUGCCGCGACUGAUGCUCCGUUUCCCCGAUAACAUCCACUACAUCAAAGUCCUACAGAACGAGGACAACACGGUGAGCUGUGAUGUCACACAGGAAGUCAACAGUACAAUGGUGGGAGUCAUUUGCAGUGCCUCCAGCUUCCUCCUGCCAGCACAGGCUCAGAUGAAUAUCAGCUUCUUAUUGGACGUGAGCCAGAACAGCACACCUGGUGACAUCAUCAUUUAUGCCAACACCAGCAGUGACAACUAUGAGAGUGCAGACUAUCUCCAUGACAACUGGGUCACUCUGAGUCUUCCUCUCAGAUAUGGAGUCAAUGUCAACAUCCAUGGAUUCGUCAACCCCACCUCAUUCUCAUUUGAAGAGGUGGACUCCACCCCUGUUGACUGCUACACCGAGACCUUCAACUACACCUACAAGGUGUUAAACUCUGGUCCCAGCAGGUCUGUAGAUACUGUGGUUGACAUCGCUCUGCCAAAGAUUCUGGCUCCUUACCAUCACAGACUGCUGCAGGUGGUGGACUGGCAGACGUCUCAAGGUGUGUGUUCCAUGAGUGAUACGACAAUUUCAGUAAUUGAGGACUGUGACGCCCCCAAAGCUUCCUUCAUCAAACAGCUCAUCUUCUUCUUCUCCCCCGUCUCCACCCGGAGAAUGUUCUGCAGCCGUCGUGACCACCUGUGCGAAUGGUUGGUGUGUCGCCUUGGUAACCUGGAGGCAGGGAGAGAAGCCACCAUUCGACUGGAGGCCAGACUGAACCCUGCUGUGCUACUGCAAGCUCCGGGUCGUCAAGGUAUCAUGACGCUGGAGAGCAUUGCAAUGAUGUCAUCUCCCAGAGAAGAUCCUAACACCACCAUCAUCCAUGAACAUCCUCUGGCACAGGUGUUGGUGGAAGCUCAUUUUAGCCAGAAACCCUCAACGGUGGUGAAGGUCUUCAUCAUCAUCAUCAGUUUAGUUUUGGGUCUGAUGAUCCUUGCUGCUCUCAUCUGGUGUCUAUGGAAGGCUGGAUUCUUUAAGAGGACCGUCCAGAAGACAGAGGAGGAGUUCAAGAGAGACAGCUGGGACUACGUUCCUCAAAGCAACAAAAGAGAGAGCUUUUCCUAACCACCUCUGAACAUGACCAUUGCACCUCUGACCACAGGACGGAGUUCAUAUUGCGACUGUGUGAAUGUUUUAAUGAGACAAUUUGUUCUGAUGGAUGCCAUGGAGGAAGAGCUGUUUAAGAAACGACAGCAACCCAUUCUGUCCAGAACUGUAAAGUAUUGUAGGUGAACGUUGUGGGCCAACGAAGUGUGUUUGAUGUUGGUGUCAGAGGGUUUGACGUUAGCACGCAGACCUUACAUGAAUCUGACCGUCACCUUUUAUCAUGUAACAUGCCUGAUGUGCCUUCACAACAGUCUGCAGCAAUAGAGGAGUAACCAACAACGUAAA